Molecule: messenger RNA, 986 nt
Organism: Gracilinanus agilis (Agile Gracile Mouse Opossum)
Lineage: Eukaryota; Metazoa; Chordata; Mammalia; Didelphimorphia; Didelphidae
Product: vomeronasal type-1 receptor 1-like
Exons: 2
Coding region: 72-986 (304 amino acids)
Biological process (GO): G protein-coupled receptor signaling pathway
Cellular component (GO): membrane
Molecular function (GO): pheromone receptor activity
Source: RefSeq, a predicted model, not a curated record
CCUGCCCUGGCAUCAGAGAACAACGUGGUCACUUUGAAUUUGAAAGCAAAGUUCUCCAAGACCCCCAAGGAAUGGACUCUCAUAAAGAAGGUCCAGAGACUAUUUACUUAACCCUGCUUUUACUUGGAGUUCUAGGGAACAUAUUUCUUCUUUACCUACAUAGCCCUAAAGUUUAUCACUGGUCAGAGAAAAAAAUACUCAUUAGAAUGAUAAUCAUCAACUUGGCUUUAGCUCAUAUCCUAAUGAUUAUUUUCAGAGGAAUCCCUGUAAUAAUAAGUGUAUGGGGGUGGAAAUCUUUCUUGGCUGACUUAGUUGGUAAAAUUUUAACUUACUUCAUAACAGUGACCCGUGGUGUGUCCCUUUGCAGCACUUGCCUACUGAGUGUCUUCCAGGCUAUCACCAUCAGUCCCAACUGUCCCAUGUGGGUAGAGGUCAAAAUUAGGGCCCCCAAAUGUAUUGGUGCCUGCUCCUUGUUCUGCUGGAUUUUCAAUAUUCUGAUACAUAUCAUUGUGGCUACAAAUAUAAAUGACGUGAGGAACAGCAGUAAAGAAGGAUGGAAGCUCGGGCACAACUCUUUUGACUUUCAUACCUCAAAUACUAUAAAAAUUCUAAUUUGGAAGUCAUUUUUUGAUGCUCUCUUCUUGAGUCUCAUGAUCUGCACCAGUGCCUAUAUGGUGUUUUUCCUGUACAGACACAAUAAGCGAAUCCAACAUAUUCAUAGCAUCAGCCUCUCCCAUAAAGCCUCCCCAGAGAUCAGAGCCACCAAAGCCAUCCUGAUGCUGGUGGUCACAUUUGUCUCCUUCAAUACAGCCAGUUCCCCUUUCAUCAUCUAUAUAGUAUCUACUGAGGCAAUGAGGCACUGGGGGAUACGUUUCACUGUUGCCCUAUCUCUGUUUUAUCCAAUAGUUAGUCCCUUUAUGCUGAUGCAAAUUGACACCCAGAGACCCAAAUCUUCAUGUGUUCUCUUAAAUUUGAAAAGGUGCUGA